Molecule: messenger RNA, 1833 nt
Organism: Clonostachys byssicola
Lineage: Eukaryota; Fungi; Ascomycota; Sordariomycetes; Hypocreales; Bionectriaceae
Source: the annotation of a GenBank genome assembly
AUGUUUGCUUAUCUUAUCUAUCACGGGGGGGGCUUUGAGGCUUUAUCGUAUACCUGGGGCGACCCAACCGAUCUCCUUCCCAUCGAAGCCAAUGGUGAGACGAUGCAGGUCACCAGGAACCUUGCAACAGCUUUAACGUAUCUACGGAACAUUUCAAGUGCCAGACAUCUGUGGAUAGAUGCUCUUUGCAUCAACCAGAUGGAUACCGACGAACGCAACGCGCAGGUUGCAAUAAUGGGCACAAUUUAUCGAACCGCCAGGCGCGUAGUAUCUUGGCUCGGAAUCCGCAGUUCUCAAUUUGAUCCGUUCGUUGAGAUGGAUUAUGCCAUCUCGUUCAUCGAGCAAAUCAGGUUUCUAAAAGAGUACCCACCAUUUCAGAAGUAUCUGGAAGAGAGCUCCAGCGGCGCAGAACGGUAUCCCGAAUUCGAAAAUCACAGACGCGCUUUUAAUAACGGUCUUUAUUCUCUGCAACUCCUCAUAGGUGAAAGACAAGGGGAAAGGCUGGCGUAUUGGCAGCGGGCGUGGAUCAUACAGGAGGUCGCUUGCGCCCAGCAACUGCUUCUUCAGUCAGGGCCCUACCUUAUCUUGGAGGAGGAUAUUGAUCUAGUUGUAGAUUUUCUCAGCUCCCCCAAGGUCGCGGCCCUUUUGAUGGAUGGGCGAUACGAGUAUAGGAAAUUCCGCGCCCGGUUGCAAUCUGACAUGUUCUUCCCUCUCUCCAUUUAUCGUAGCUUGCGAUAUCCUGACGCUGGAGAGACCGCACCAAGUCGGGCUAGGAUUCGUGGCCCUUUAAGCUUACUUACGCUUCUUCGACAUGGCAGAGGCCGCUUCUGCGCCAAUGCGCGUGACAAGGUUUAUUCCAUCCUCGCAAUCUCCGAUAUCAGUUACCCAGACCACUCCGGGCUGGUCAUCGACUAUAACAAACCUGUUUCAGAGGUCUACCUUGGGGCAGCACGAGCUGUUAUCGAAAUCUCCUGCAGUCUAGAGAUCUUGUGCUCUGCAAACUUGUCAGAAGCUAACAAGCUACCUGGUUUACCAUCCUGGGCACCCAACUGGGCUGUACAACAAGAUCCAGACAUAUGCGAGAGACCGAUAUCGUUCGGUAGCUAUCAUGUCCCUUCUCCACCUCACCUAGGGAUCACGCAAACGGCCUCCAAAUUUAGGUUCGAUGGCACGGGACGGAGUCUGUUUGUAUCAGGGUUCCGCUUCGGUCGUAUUACCAAAUUCAAGGAUCCUCUCGUUAAUCUAUCACAAGGCGAAGGCGAAACCGACCAGAAGGACCUUUCCCGGCUGCUAUAUUACGCUGAACUCCAUAAGCAACUCUCCGAAGGCUACCGGGAUAUAACGCAGCUAAUGCCACCGUCGACUCCACUACCGCCUGACCUCUAUAGAAAUACUUGUUCUCUGGGAAUGCUUCGAAAUAACGCCGUAGAAGACGCGGUGUCGAGCUUCAUGAAGAGCUUGGACUUGCGCGGCGAUGGCCCCGACGAUACUUGCGAGCCCGUCGACUUCUCUCAAGGCAGAGCGCAGUUAAAGCUCAUGGCGUCUGCCAUUGACAAGAAAUGCAUGUUUGUUGUUUCAGUGGAGCGACAGGCAGCCUUACAGGUUGGCAUUGCCGGUGUAGAAGCUACAAUCGGCGUCGCAGCUCCUGGCAUAGCGAAAGCCGGGGAUUUGGUUUGUUUUCUCCCGGGGUGCAGUGUGCCUCUUGUUCUUCGGCCCAUCGGGAGCCAGUUCUCGGUGGUAUGCGCUUGUUAUAUUGACAGUCUCAUAGACGGGAGAGCCAUGUGCUAUUUAGAGCAGCUUCCCUCUAGAGUUGAGACAUUCGAGCUUGUAUAG